GUCUUCAGUUGCCUUUCAAUGGUUGCAUCGAGUAGUCUGUUUGCUGAGCAGAUCAGCUGGCGCAACUGCAAUGAGCUGUUGCAUCCGCAUAGCUGCCGGCGUGCCGCUUGCCAGAAUGUCUAUCGGUUUAUCUGGUCGAACCUCAAGUAUUAUCUGCCCAUGUUCGUGCUGGAUCUGCUGAAGCAGGCUUUGCGCGGCAAUCAGCUGCUGCUGCACUCGCUCCGUAAUGCAAUGUGGUAUUACGGCCAGCUGGUGUUCGGUGGCCUGGUCACUGGUUGGCUGUCAGCCAGCUUCAUUUGCUUGCUGCGUCACCUGCUGGGCGAAUUCCGACCGAAUACGGUGGUGUUUGUGCCUGCCGUCUUGGCUGGUGCUUUCGAUGCGCUCUUGCCCAUUCGUGUGAAGCAGCUGCAUCAAACGGCCCUCUUUCAAGCUCUGAUCGAAAGCCUGCUGCUGCAGCGCUCCACUCCACUGACCAAGGCGCUGGGCACAUCUCUCUGGCGACAAACCCUGCUCUUCAUGGCCUGCAGCGCCGUCAUCAUGCUGGGCAAGCAACGCCAGUGGCACAAAGGUUUCUGGUUCGUAACACCCGAUUGCCUGAAGUCGGAAAGGAGCUUAAGUCCCCUUCAAUAUGUGGUUCAGGGCGUGCGUAAGUAUUUGCUCAUUGGUUUCGCUUUGGACAUCUUCAAGGCUUUGAUAAGCUGCAUUAAGACGGGUCGCUGGCACCUGAAGCAGUUCAGCUUGGAGUCUAUGGCCUGGCUGGGCUGUUACGUGGGCAUCUACCGGACUAGCUUAUGCUAUAUGGCAAGCAAGACGGAUGCCAGCCAGACGCUACAGCAGAUCGUGUCGAGUUUUCUGGGUGGGCUCAGCUUUGUUUGUUAUCCGAAGUUGACCAUCUUGAGCUAUGCCCUGCUGGAGGCGGGUCGCUCGCUGUGGGGCAGGUAUCACCGGAAAAGGCAGAGAUCUCGGUUUGGCUAUAGCGAUCUGGUCUUUCCCCUGGUGCUAGCGUACCUGAUACACACCUAUGCCUUCUACCCGAAGAGAGUUAGCGCUCUUGCGAGCAUCAUUAUCAACAGCACGACGGGCAAUUAUGCCGGAAAUAUAAGCAAACGUCUGCAACAUUUACAGCCGGCUGGAUGGCAUGGCAAAUGGAUUUAA
This is a messenger RNA of Drosophila arizonae, 1155 nucleotides long. RefSeq lists its product as uncharacterized. The record is from RefSeq and is a predicted model, not a curated record. NCBI's taxonomy places the organism in Eukaryota, Metazoa, Arthropoda, Insecta, Diptera, Drosophilidae.